Molecule: messenger RNA, 1773 nt
Organism: Paramecium tetraurelia
Lineage: Eukaryota; Ciliophora; Oligohymenophorea; Peniculida; Parameciidae
Exons: 4
Source: RefSeq, a predicted model, not a curated record
AUGAAAAAUAAAGAAUAAGUCUUAAAAUAAGUCUAUGAAAAUGAAAAUAAAGUAUUUGGAAAAAAAAAUAAACCAAGAAACUAAGAACCUAAUAUGUUUGAUAUGAUGAAAUGGCCAGUCGAGUAAGAUGAACCAUGGGAUUUCAAAAAGAAAAUAUAAGUUGAAAGAGAACCUGAAACUAAAAAGUUAAUAACUAGAAUAAAUCACGAGAAUUAACCUUGGUUAACUGAAAAUAAAGAUAAUUUUAGAAAAAUUGAAAAAUUAAAAGUAGAAGAUUCAUAAAUCCUUGUAUAAAAAUUAGAUGAAAAAACAAUUAAAAAUAUUGCGAAAUCUUGUGAUUGCCGUAAUCCUUAAUAAUAACCUAAUCCAUCCAUUCAAUUAUAAGAAGAUCAAAACAACCAAUAUAAAUUACCUGUUUAAUGGAACCCUAAACUAUAAACUGCCUAUAGGGAUAACUAUCUAAUCAAAGAUAUCAAGGAUACAAACGAAUUAAUGUAUUAGUUAGAAUAAAAUAAUAAAAAUUUUAAAGGCGAAUAUAAAGUUUAGCAUCCAUUUAGUGGAUUCUAUUAUGAAGAAUCUAAAAAAGAGGAAGAAGAUAUCAUCUCAUCUGAAGAAGACGAUUUAGAAAAUGAAUAAGAAGAUGAUCAAUAAAAAAAGAUGAAUACUAAAUUCAUUAAGAAAGCUAAGACUCUUGAUCCUAAUGAUCCUGAAGAUGCAGCAAAAUUAUAAAGGAGAAAAGAUAGAAUUAAGAAAUUUCAAGGAGAAACCAGAUGGAUAGCUGACAGUGCAUUUACUACUUAUUUUGGUAAGCCAGCUUGGGGUCCUUAUGGAUUCAAUAAUAUCAAUCCAUCAGUUGGAGGUAUAGUAUAUGGUUAACACAUGCUUUCUCAUAAUGUCUAACCACACAGGAAUAAAAAUGAUCCCUUUUAUAUCUAAAGUUAUUAGAAUGCAUUAAGAAAAGGAGCCGCGGUAGCAAAUGUAGAACCUGAACCUCCUAGAAAUUGCAGAGAAGAAGAUAGAUUAAAUCCUGAAUAAGUGGAGGCUUAAAAACAAAGAAAUCAAUUGACUCCUUAACCUUAUUCAGAAUUGAAAAAGCAAUUGGAAUCAAAAGGCAAAUCAACCAUUCCUGAAUUUAAUAUUAAAAAGCCUGACUUAACAAAUACGUUACGAUUUGCAUCAGAAGCAGGCAGUGUUUAAGGGGAAUCCCAGGUGCAAGACAAGCCAGUGAAAUAAUAGAGAAAAUAAAAAGGAGACAAAAGACCUUAGUCUGUUAUUGAUAAUCGUACAUAGAAAUCUUAAAAGGAUAAAGAUGAUAAUAAAUCGAAGAUUAGUAAUGAUUAGAAAACAAAGGAAUCCAAAAAGAAAUAAGACAAAAAAGUUUAAAUAUAAUCAGAAUCUAAGUUAUAAGUAGAUGAUUAAUUAGCCAUUCCAGAUAAGGCAAAUAAUAAAUUUAUUGAGGAAUUGAAACAGAAAAAGGAGAAAGCCAACAGACUUACAUGUAAGGUCAAUGAAAUUAAUCCUUCUCUAUUGAAAUCAUCACCAAAAUAAGAGUAAAAAAAAUAAAUAACAAAUGAUUUGCAAGAAGUUAAAUCCUUUGAUGAUAAAAAUCCACCAGCCAACUAUUUGUAAUAAAUGGAUCCUAUUGAACUCAAUCCAAAGAAUUAUAAAGGUGUACCUGCAGAUUGGUUACAUAGGAUACCAUUUGCAGGUAAAAAGUAGGAAAUUAUAAAAAAUGGAUAAUAAACUAGAGACUGUUUUGACUACGGAUUUUGA